GAAGACGGAUUAUGGAACACAUACACAGAGGCUGUCGGACUCUUUACUAACUACACUUCCGGUCUAGUGAGUUAUUUUUUUCGGUACUGAAAGAAAUAACAAAACGGGGUAUCGGUACUGGAUUAGUGGAUUACUGUUUUGGUGUCCUUCACACUUCUGGCCUGUGGUUAGGCCAGGAAAUGACAUUUACAGUUGAAUGUUGUAUUAUUCAUCAGAAACUUAGUAUUAAGAUCACAGAUGAAAAAAUGAAAAAGAAGCUGAUUGUUAUGAAGAGGCAUCGCUUUUUUAUCCUGGGGCUGGAGUGACGGUAGUGGACUGCGCUAUAAGAAGAGCUUGGGCUGAAGGAUUUUAAGCUGUUGUAAGGAACUGUGGUAAUACCUGUCAGUUUCAAAGAACACCAUGCUGCAGCAACUUUAGGUGUGAACACUGAUGCUGCUAAUGUUGUGGCAGCAAUCUGAAGGUCAUUGUACAGUUAGAGAAAUCCUGGCAACUUACUGAUGUCAUCAUGGUGGCAAAACAUAACCUGCGGCUGUGCUGACAGCGAAGUAUGCAAUGCACAGUGUGUGUGUGUGAAGAUCUUAACUUCUGAAGGCUUCUGCUGCUGUUGAAACAAAGCAACAAAAUGCCACCUAGGCCAUCAUCAGGUGAACUUUGGGGCAUACAUUUAAUGCCCCCAAAAAUAUAUGUGGACUGCCUGCUACCUAAUGGAAUGAUAGUAAAUUUAGAAUGCCUCCGUGAGGCAACACUUGUGACUAUUAAACAUGAACUUUUUAAGGAAGCAAGGAAAUAUCCACUGCACCAACUUUUGCAAGAUGAGUCCUCAUAUAUUUUUGUCAGUGUUACACAAGAAGCAGAACGAGAAGAAUUCUAUGACGAAACACGGCGCCUUUGUGACCUUCGACUUUUUCAGCCAAUUUUAAAAGUAAUAGAGCCAGUUGGUAACAGAGAAGAAAAGAUUCAGAAUCGGGAAAUUGGUUUUGCAAUAGGAAUGCCUAUAUGUGAAUUUGACAUUGUUAAAGAUUCUGAAGUUCAGGACUUUAGAAGAAACAUUCUCAAUGUUUGCAAAGAAGCAGUGGACAUAAGAGAUGCGGAUGCACCCCAUAGUAGAGCAUUAUAUGUUUACCCACCUAAUGUAGAAUCUUCACCAGAGCUGCCGAAGCACAUUUACAGUAAAAUGGAAAAAGGUCAAAUAAUUGUGGUGAUCUGGGUCAUAGUAUCUCCAAACAAUGACAAACAGAAGUACACUCUGAAAAUUAAUCAUGACUGUGUGCCAGAGCAAGUGAUAGCUGAAGCAAUUCGAAAGAAAACAAGAAGCAUGCUUCUUUCACCUGAACAGCUAAAGAUGUGUGUUAUGGAGUACCAAGGAAAGUACAUCUUAAAAGUAUGUGGCUGUGAUGAGUACCUCCUAGGAAAGUAUCCAUUAAGUCAGUAUAAGUACAUAAGAAGUUGUAUCAUGCUUAGCAGAAUGCCCAAUUUGAUGCUGAUGUCAAAGGAGAGUUUGUAUUCUCAGUUGCCAGUGGAUACCUUCACCAUGCCAUCUUAUGCACGUCGCAUCUCCACUGCUACACCAUACAUGAAUGGAGAAGCUUCAUCCAAGUCUCUCUGGAGCAUCAACAGUGCACUUAGGAUAAAAAUUCUUUGUGCAACUUAUGUGAAUGUAAAUAUCCGUGAUAUUGACAAGAUCUAUGUCCGAACAGGUAUUUGUCAUGGCGGUUGUGAGCCAUUAUGUGAUAAUGUAAACACGCAAAGAGUACAGUGUUCAAAUCCCAGAUGGAAUGAGUGGCUGAUUUAUGACAUUAACAUUCCUGAUCUUCCUCGUGCAGCUCGGCUUUGUCUUUCUAUCUGUUCCGUCAAAGGCAGAAAAGGGGCUAAAGAGGAACAUUGUCCGUUGGCAUGGGGAAAUAUAAAUCUUUUUGAUUACACUGAUACCUUAGUCUCGGGCAAAAUGGCACUCAAUCUCUGGCCUGUUCCUCAUGGAAUGGAGGACUUGUUGAAUCCUAUUGGAGUUGCAGGCUCAAAUCCAAAUAAGGAAACUCCAUGUCUGGAGCUGGAAUUUGAUUGGUUUAGUGGUCCAGUGAAAUUUCCUGAAAUGUCUGUAAUUGAGGAACACGCUAAUAUAAUCCCCAGGGAGCCUGGCCUGAACUUUUGCCAUUCUGGACUGAGUAACCGGUUAACAAGGGAUGGUGAAUUAAUUAGUGAUAUUCAUGACCAGCUUCGAACAAUCUGCAACAGGGACCCACUGUCUGAGAUAACAGAGCAGGAGAAAGACUUCUUAUGGAGACAGAGGCAAUAUUGUACAGAUAUGCCCGAAAUUCUUCCUAAACUACUGCUGGCUGUAAAAUGGAAUUGUAGAGAUGAUGUAGCACAGCUUUAUUGUGUCUCUAAACUGCUCCCUAUGUUAGCCCCUCAGGCAUUCACAGUGUCACUAGACCUAAAAGACACACACCUUCACAUCCCCAUCUUAAGGGAUUUUGCUCUGUCAUGUAUCAUACUUGUACUUGCUGAGGAUGGGUUGUCUGUGUACAUGAGGCAAUUACUCCAUAUGAGGAAACUACAGUUGUAUCUAAAAAGCCCAUGUGCAAGGUUUGUGGACAAACAAACAAUGGCAGAUCAACAUCAAGGAAAUGAAUUUUUCUGGGAGAUAAAGUCUGAAAUGCAUAAUAAAACUGUGAGCCAGCGAUUUGGUUUGCUGCUGGAAUCAUACUGCAGAGCAUGUGGAAUGUACCUCAAGCAUCUUGGCCGACAGGUAGAGGCCAUGGAUAAACUUACUAACCUUACAGACAUUCUGAAGUUGGAGAAAAAAGAUGAAACACAAAAGGUACAGAUGAAAUUUCUAGUUGAACAAAUGAAGCGACCAGAUUUUAUGGAUGCUUUACAGGGAUUUACCUCUCCUUUGAAUCCUGCACAUCAGCUAGGAAAUUUGAGGCUUGAAGAAUGUCGAAUUAUGUCUUCAGCAAAAAGGCCUUUGUGGUUAAACUGGGAAAAUCCUGAUAUAAUGUCCGAACAGCUUUUCCAAAAUAAUGAAAUCAUUUUUAAAAACGGUGAUGAUUUACGGCAAGACAUGCUGACACUUCAGAUUAUUAGAAUUAUGGAGAACAUUUGGCAAAACCAGGGUCUCGAUCUUAGAAUGCUGCCUUAUGGCUGCCUGUCAAUCGGUGAUUGUGUUGGACUCAUUGAAGUGGUGAGAAAUUCACAUACAAUAAUGCAGAUUCAGUGCAAAGGCGGUUUGAAGGGGGCUCUGCAAUUUAACAGCAGCACACUACAUCAGUGGCUAAAAGAUAAGAACAAAGGAGAAGCGUAUGAUGCAGCUAUCGAUUUGUUUACACGCUCAUGUGCAGGUUAUUGUGUUGCCACUUUCAUUUUGGGUAUUGGUGAUCGUCAUAAUAGUAAUAUCAUGGUGAAAGAAGAUGGGCAGCUAUUCCACAUUGAUUUUGGUCAUUUUCUGGACCACAAGAAGAAGAAAUUUGGAUACAAACGAGAGCGAGUGCCGUUUGUCUUGACACAGGACUUUUUAAUUGUUAUUACUAAAGGGGCACAAGAGUGUACCAAAACAAAAGAGUUUGAGAGGUUUCAAGAGAUAUGUUAUAAAGCAUAUUUAGCAAUCCGGCAGCAUGCCAAUCUCUUCAUUAACUUAUUUUCCAUGAUGCUUUGCUCAGGAAUGCCAGAGCUGCAGUCCUUUGACGAUAUUGCUUAUAUUCGAAAGACCCUUGCAUUAGAUAAGUCUGAGCAAGACGCAGUUGAUUAUUUCAGAAAACAGAUGAAUGAUGCCCACCAUGGUGGUUGGACAACAAAAAUGGAUUGGAUAUUCCAUACUAUACGGCAGCAUACCCUGAACUGAAGUAAUCAGCCAAGAUUUAAUCAUACUUGUGGAGUACCGACUGUUUGGAUGAUGAAUUGCACUAUUAAACCAAGCAGUACAUUGAUGCUGGAAAAUCAGCACUUUUAUUGACCCUACAACAGGAAUGUCACACUACAAGACAGUUAGACUUCAUCCAUUAAACCGAGGCACAGAGUUUCCUAAGAAAAUGUUUUCUAAAACUCUGCUAACCUUUAGAGUGUUACACGGGAUUGUAUGCUGUGUCAUGCCUUUAUCCCAAAAGAUGUACUUAGAGGAGUGCAAACUUAUUGUAAAUAUUUUUUAAGACAGCAGAUUGUAAUUUAGAAAUCUCCUUGACAUUUUUGGGAGGGGGGUUCAGAGUGCAAUAUAUAUAUGCAGUUGAUAAUCUAUUAGCAGUUCAUAAUUUGUACUUUGUUUACAACUUGCACCACAAAACCAGGGAAGACUCAUAAAUGAGGUCUGAGCAGGUCAGAAAGGAGCACAGGUCAGAAGAGAUUAAUCAAGGUUGUUUUGUCCUAAAGUAAAACAUCAGAAAAGAACUGCAGGUACUGUAGGAUAUCUUGAAAAUUAAUUGACAUACAUGAUCUUUGCAUGUGUAUUUUUGUAGGACUGUGGUUAAGAGAGCUUAUGGAUAUGGUGCCUGUGUUAUUAUUUGUAAUUAUUUAUAUCAGACUUCAAACUUCUGAAUGAUUUUAAAAGAAGUAGUCAAUCAGAUGGUUUCCUUUUGUUGGCCAGUGAUAAAAUCAUGCAAUUCCAUUUCAGCAUUUAAAUUUUAAAUUUAGAUAAAUGUCUUCUGAAGGAUAUAGUAUUGCUGCAAUACAGAGCUGUCCGCAAAAGAAUGCCUUUCUCAUGUUCACCCUGGCAGAUUUCAGUAAAGCCAACUGCUCAGAA
Protopterus annectens (West African lungfish) is the source of this 4729-nucleotide messenger RNA. It is a transcript of the gene PIK3CA, whose product is annotated as phosphatidylinositol-4,5-bisphosphate 3-kinase catalytic subunit alpha. Gene Ontology annotation, molecular function: 1-phosphatidylinositol-4-phosphate 3-kinase activity; 1-phosphatidylinositol-3-kinase activity. The record is from RefSeq and is a predicted model, not a curated record. Gene Ontology annotation, cellular component: phosphatidylinositol 3-kinase complex, class IA; cytoplasm; phosphatidylinositol 3-kinase complex, class IB. NCBI's taxonomy places the organism in Eukaryota, Metazoa, Chordata, Ceratodontiformes, Protopteridae. Bases 623 to 3838 code for a protein of 1071 amino acids. The transcript is spliced from 31 exons. Gene Ontology annotation, biological process: phosphatidylinositol-3-phosphate biosynthetic process; cell migration; phosphatidylinositol 3-kinase/protein kinase B signal transduction.